AUGCCCCGUCUGGCUCCAGACUAUCCAGGUCGAUACAAACCCCCACGGUUCGCCUACCUUCGUUCUUUACUCCCCCUCAUAGCCCUCAUCCUCCUCUUCUCCUUCGGUCUGAUCUCUUAUUCUCUUCUCUCACAUUUCCGCUCACCAGCCAAGAAACAGCAAUUGGGAUGGCAAUCUUGGGAUGUGGUAGAUAUCAGUGGACUCAAUAGUGGGAAAGAGGGUGACGACGUGUUGAAUGUUGGCAAUUCCACACAGGAUGAUGAUUUUGUACCUAGCAUACCGUUAGACAAUUGGGACCCUUUGGCCGUGCACACAACCGGAUUGACGGAAAUCGCUGUCAGACCAUGUUACUUCCCUCCUUAUCUGUUCGGCUCUUACUGCGCCCCAGAAACAACAGGCGAGCUCGACAAGACUAAAGGUAAAUGGGUCAUCGUAGAGAAAGAUCUCAACAUUCGAACAGGUCUUUGGUACUUGAACCUGUACUACCGUCGAACACGUCGUCUGGACGUGCCUCUCAUCACAGAUAUCCGAGUAGCUCCCGACCCCCCACCUGAAGACAUCGCUUCGGAAUUGGAAGGAUGGACCAAAGCCUCUGGUGAUUUACAUUCUGGUAUCUGGCCUACACAACCUGCAAUGAGACUUUGGUACAAGGUGGCCGAUCAGACGUGGGAUGGAUGGAAGAGACAAGAGAUCAUGGAUGAAGAUUAUAUCACGGAAUUGGAUGUGGUCUAUGGAGAUGGGGAUCCGUGGUUUGGCUUUGAGAGGGUACAGGGAGGUAAGGUGGUGGAUGCUAAAGCAGGAAGAUGGGAUAGUGUAGAUAUCGCUUUCCGAAGAGGUAACCCUGUAUGGUCGAAAACGAAGGUGCCGACUUUCCAUUCGGAUGGAACUUUCAAGAUUAUGCAAAUCGCCGAUCUGCAUUACUCCGUAGGAAAUGGUGAAUGUAGGGACACCGAUAAGACUCCUUGUGUGGGGGAUUCAGAUACAGCCGAGUGGUUAGGAGAAGCACUUGAUGCUGAAGAGCCGGAUCUGGUGGUCUUUUCCGGGGACCAACUAAACGGUCAAAGCACAUCGUACGACGCUCGAUCUGUUCUUGCGAAAUUUGCCAAACCAGUCAUCGACCGAAAGAUUCCAUGGACAGCAGUGUUUGGAAAUCAUGAUAGUGAGAUUGCCGAUGAUCGAGAGAAUCAGAUCCGGUUGUUACAGAGCAUGCCUUAUUCUUUGGUCAAAUCUGGUCCUUCCUCAGUGGAUGGAUUUGGAAACUACUAUAUCAAACUCCAUUCUAGUGAUCCUUCCCAUAUACAUAUCUUCACACUUUAUUUCCUCGAUUCCCAUGCAUAUCAAAAAGUAUCCCUGCCAUGGCAAAAAGCAGAUUACGAUUAUCUCAAAACAUCUCAAAUAGAUUGGUUCAGAAACGUAUCUUCUUCCAUCAAACCGAUUUCUAGACCUUUCCAACCUGAUGGAGCUGAAGAUCUUGGUAAAAUUUGGAAUCGUCCAAACGAAAAGGAGAGAAGAAGCACAAAAUUGGCAAAACCAAAUGCCAUGAUGUGGUUUCAUAUACCUCUUCCAGAAGCAUACAACCCACCUGAUCGAUCAGGUUUCGACGAUGAAGAAUUAGAUCUAGGUGUUCAAUUAGAUAAAUCAGGAGCUAGUAAACAUAAUUCCGGUUUUUUCUAUAAUGCAAUAAAAGAAUCUUAUGAGAAAGGAGGAACGGAUCAAGAUGAAGAUUGGUUUGAUAGUCCUAAAGUAUCAGAGGUAAAGGUAUUGAGUCAUGGUCAUUGUCAUAAUACCGAUAGAUGUAGACGUGUUGAUGGGGUAUGGAUGUGUUUCGAUGGAGGUUCUUCUUAUUCCGGUUACGGACAAUUAGGUUUUGAUCGUAGAGUAAGAAUAUACCAAAUAUCAAGUUUUGGAGAAACCAUAGAAACUUAUAAACGUUUAACCAGUGGAAGUGUGAUAGAUGGUCAGAUAUUAGUAGGAGCUGGUGCUCCUAGUGGUUGGGGAGAAGAUCAAGUUAGUUAUGUUUGA
Molecule: messenger RNA, 2022 nt
Organism: Tremella mesenterica DSM 1558
Lineage: Eukaryota; Fungi; Basidiomycota; Tremellomycetes; Tremellales; Tremellaceae
Exons: 12
Coding region: 1-2022 (673 amino acids)
Cellular component (GO): cytoplasm
Molecular function (GO): phosphoprotein phosphatase activity
Source: RefSeq, a predicted model, not a curated record